CCCUCUACCGCUGCACGAGUGCACAGCCGUUGACGCGUUCAGGUGGAUUUAAUGGAAUAAACCCGACGUAAAUGGGUUUAUUACCACGUCUACACUCGCUCUUCCUUCAGACCUUUACCUCGACAGACUGUUGUGGAUGGACUAUAUCAGUGACGCCACACAAAACCCCCUUACUAACGUCUAGUCAGCGGCCAUCGCUCAAUCAUUGACGCUGGAGGAACCCUUGAUCUACUCCUGCAAUGGCAGUGUUUAGUCACCAGGUGAUUCUUGCAGUCACAAGAUCAAGGGGAUCGUAUUUGUUAGCCAAGCGAAAGAGCUGCUCCACCUUUUCCUCCAAAGCCUAUCUCCACAUCGACCCUCCUCGUGUAAUCUCCACACCGUACCCUACCAGACACUCCCGAUAUAGCUACCCUCACCGAAACAACGCUUUGAACUGCCAUCAUGGUGCCACUCUCCUCGUUCGGUCGCUGCACAGCUCCAAUGUUUGGCAUCAAGACAUUAAAUCUGAAGACACCAAAACCACCUCUGCCAGUCUGGAUGAUGUAUCAGUAGCGAAAACCAGCUCUGGAGAAUCUGCACUUCAACCUCCUUCAACUCCCAGUACCCCAGCUGCAACUCCGGCAGUGCUGGAAAAGGCCGUAGUUAAAAAGGCUCUCCAUCUCAGAAUUGUGGAUGAGCUGAAGCACUAUUACAAUGGCUUCAGGUUACUGGGGAUUGACAUAAAGACGGCAGGCAGGAUGGUCUGGAGGCUGCUGCACGGACAAGUUCUGACUCGUAGGGAGAGAAGACGGCUGAUGAGGACCUGUGCGGACCUCUUUCGUCUGGUGCCCUUCAUGGUGUUCAUCAUCGUCCCCUUCAUGGAGUUCCUGCUGCCGGUCUUCCUUAAACUCUUUCCAGAAAUGUUGCCGUCGACCUUUGAGACCGAGUCCAAAAAGGAGGAAAAACAGAAGAAAGGUUUGGCUGCUAAGUUGGAGCUAGCCAAGUUCCUCCAGGAGACCAUUGCUGAGAUGGCUCGACGAAACAAGGCCAAGGCUCAGACGGAGGAUGAGACCCAGCGCUUCUCCACAUACGUCCAACAGGUGCGGGGCACCGGAGAGCAGCCCACCACCAAGGACAUAGUCCGCUUCUCCAAGCUGUUCGAGGACGAGCUGACGCUGGAGCACCUAGAGCGCCCCCAGCUGGUGGCUCUGUGUAAACUGCUGGAGCUGCAGCCCAUCGGCACCAACAACUUGCUGCGUUUCCAGCUGAUGAUGCAGCUCAGAACCAUCAAAUCCGAUGAUGAGAUGAUUGCAGCAGAGGGCGUGGCUGCCAUGAGUGUGUCGGAGCUGCAGGCGGCGUGUCGUAGUCGAGGGAUGAGAUCACUGGGUCUGACCACAGAUCAACUGCGUGUGCAGCUGCAGCAGUGGCUGGACCUGCACCUAAAGGAGAACGUUCCCCCGUCACUGCUGCUGCUCUCCAGAGCCAUGUACCUCACCGACCUGAAACCCAAACCCCCUGUCAUCCCACCUGUACCCAAACUAGAGAAAACUCCACCUCCUGCAGAAAACAAAACUCCGAACACUACAUCAGUGGGCACAGACAUGCUGGCCGAUCCUGCAAACAUAAUCAAAGACAGACCAGUGGAGGAGUUGAGGGAUCCCGCUCAUGGAGUCUCAGACAAACCUCUGACUGCAGCUGAAGUUCUCCAGGCGAAAGCUGCCACAGAAGUUUCCCACAAGAGCAAGAUGAGUGCCAACGGCAUCUGAUAAGACUACGCAUGUCUAGCUUCCAGUCACCGUGGCUGCGGACGUCACCGGGACAGGUUUUCUGGCAGGUGCUCUGCACCACCCACUGAACUCCCACAGAGGGUGGACAACCCAUUGUUAUUUUUUUUGUUUUAAUUUUCUCUGCACUCCUCACUUCCUGACCUCAUGCUCCUCCUGUACAGUUGUGAAUCUGUACAUUUUUCCUUCUCGGACCCGCAGCGCCAGCUUCUGGUGCGUUCAAGGAUUUAACCUUGUCACGUCCAGCGCUGACAAGUACUGAAGACUAGUGUUGAAGACAAGAGAGGACACUCCUUACACCCACUGUGGUGUCGCACACUGGUAGUUCAACCACUGAGAGGACCGUCGCUCAAUGUAACGCUCUAAAUGUAGUGGGUGUAUAUUAACCUUUUUUUUUCUUUUUUCUUAAACUUGACAAUGAAGAGGCCGCUCCAGAGAUUUAUUUGAACAUUAGGCUCAAGUGGGAGACCAAGGUCCUCGUGACUGACCUCGCUAUGAGCUCAUAGAAUUGAUCAGUGAUGUUGUAAAAAGAGUAUAACAGUAUGUAUAGUUUUGUAACCUGCUUCAUCCUUGUGUCAUUGCGAAAAGUAUUUAUCCAUCAGCACUGUGGGAGAGUGGAAAAGAAGCCCGAGAUGAAAGGAUAUUUUUAAAGCAGAAUUUUGCAUAUGAAGAUAUUUAUUAUUGGUUUACACACGUGCCUGAGUGGAGUGUGAAUGCUCCCCAGAAGACAGGUCUUGGGUUCUGCUGCGAUUGCACCGCCGUACGAAGGAGUUCCUGUAUGAAACUGCAGAUUUUAAAACUCAUAUGAUUCACCAGAACAGAAGUAUUUGGUAGUUAAGUGCUGCGCCCCCUGAGAUGCCGAGUGUUCCCGUGAGCGUCUAUUUCUUUUGAAACAAAAGUUCACCCUUGAUCGAAGGUGUUAGCUGAGAUCUAUUCUCAGGUUGGUUGAUGUUUUUUUUGGAUGGUACUGUGUACCAGGUGUUGUAAUGCUAAUGUGGUUCCAACCUCCAACUUCUGUCUGUGCCUCAUCAGUCGUCUUCCCCCGCUUCUCAUCAUCCGGCGACAGCGUGGCAGUGCAUGAAAUGUUUGAACGCUCCCUCGACGAGAUGACCUGUGUAUUGUAGGCAACAGUGAUGUCAUCCAGCUGCUGGUGGUUGAGCUUGUCAGAUGAAAACUGUCCUGAUACUAGUAAGUUCAUAGGAUGUGGCCAAAUAAAAACCAUGAAACCCUUCAAUCGUUUGUU
This is a messenger RNA of Synchiropus splendidus (mandarinfish), 3006 nucleotides long. RefSeq names its product leucine zipper-EF-hand containing transmembrane protein 2 (gene letm2). The transcript has 11 exons. Gene Ontology annotation, biological process: intracellular monoatomic cation homeostasis. Bases 240 to 1745 code for a protein of 501 amino acids. Gene Ontology annotation, molecular function: ribosome binding. NCBI's taxonomy places the organism in Eukaryota, Metazoa, Chordata, Actinopteri, Syngnathiformes, Callionymidae. The record is from RefSeq and is a predicted model, not a curated record. Gene Ontology annotation, cellular component: mitochondrial inner membrane.